Molecule: messenger RNA, 649 nt
Organism: Ctenocephalides felis (cat flea)
Lineage: Eukaryota; Metazoa; Arthropoda; Insecta; Siphonaptera; Pulicidae
Product: trypsin-7-like
Exons: 3
Biological process (GO): proteolysis
Molecular function (GO): serine-type endopeptidase activity
Source: RefSeq, a predicted model, not a curated record
CGGUGACACCAAUGAUUUAACUAUACGUACAGGAAGUUCCUACCACAAUUCAAAUGGAAAUGUAUACGAAGUAACCGACAUAGUUUUACAUCCGAAAUUUAAUAUAAGGACCUUUGAUUAUGAUGUCGCUCUGGUUAAAGUUAAAAAUCCUAUUAAACUUACAGUGUGUAAUAGUCGACCUGUAAAUUUAGCUAAUGAGCAAUAUGAGACUCCUGUAGGAUCUUUAGUUUAUGUAACAGGAUGGGGAGCUAACCAGACCGAAGGAAACGAUUCUUCAGAAUUACUUGGUGCUUGGAUUCCUCUGAUAGAUUCUUCAGUAUGUCAAAGUAAUUAUGCAGAACCAGGAAAACCAGACAGAAUCACUGAUAGAAUGUUAUGUGCUGGUUCUGCAAAAGGUGACGGUUUUUGUCACGGUGAUUAUGGUGGUCCAUUAGUUGACAAAAACAGGAAACUUAUAGGGAUUGUAUCCUGGGGUACCCAUUGUGGUCAAUCUGAUAAACCGGGAGUUUACACAAAAGUAAAUCAUCCAGAAAUUCUAGAGUUCAUUUUGACGAAAUCUAGUGAUUAAAAAUAUCAUAUCAAAAAUAAUUGCCUUCUAUUUUGUAACUUUUGUAUAAAAAUUUUGAAUAAAUAUUUUGUUGUGCAUGUA